AUUCGAACAACUCGGAUUUUGGAUUAUGUUCGUAGUUAUUUAGAUUAAGACUUUUAAACGAGUAAUGUUCACACGAUUUUUUUCUUGGUGUUUUGUAUGAUAUUGUGAACAAUAAUAUAUCACAAUUUUAAUCGGGAAUUCAAAUGCAGAGCUGAAUUGCAUUGGAACAAGUCCAGCAUACCUUCAGAAACUCUAUUUUUAGUAUAGCUAUACCCUCAUUUCUCCAUCAAAUAAGGGUCUCUUCCAACUGGUUUUUGCUUAGUCUGAAAAACCCUUCCUGCUUUUCUUCAUAUCGCCAAUGCCAAACGAAUAUUGCAUUAGGUCAAUCAACUGUGUCGUUGCCGCCACGUCCGUGUGCAGAAAAGUGAACAAAGGAAACUAGUCAGUCGUUACUCCUGCUUCAGAUAUCACCAGCGGUACUGCAUAACCUUCUAGCUGCCCAUCACUAGAUGCAAAGAUCACGUGACAACUUCGUUUGCACAGAUGAACGUUAAUAUAGGCGGUGUAAUUUCGGUGGCCCUGUUUUACUGUUUGAUCCUUGCUGUCGGCAUCUGGGUCGGAUGGAAGCAAAAGAGGAAGUUCGAGCGAAUGCGGGUCGUAAGCGGCGCCAACCGGUCCGAGAACAUUAUGCUAGCUGGACGUGACAUGGGAUUAUUUGUCGGAGUUUUGACUAUGACGGCCACAUGGGUGGCGGGAGGUUACAUCAACGGAACUUGCGAAAGCGCUUUCACCGGUGGCUUUCUCAAGUGUUCCACAAUGGCUUUUGGAUAUUCCAUGAGUCUUUUACUUGGUGGAAUGUUUUUCGCCAAACCGAUGCGCAUGGCUCAUAAAGGUCGAGGAUACGUUACCAUGCUCGAUCCGUUCCAGGAGAAAUACGGAUCCCGUGUUGGUGGACUAUUGUUUUUGCCUGCCUUGUGUGGAGAGAUAUUCUGGUCCGCCGCUAUCCUCUCAGCUCUAGGAUCCAUUUUCACCGUUAUGUUGGGACUGGACAAUACUCUUUCGAUAAUUAUCAGCGCAGCUGUAGCUGUUACCUACACACUGUUUGGUGGCCUUUACAGCGUUGCCUAUACGGAUGUCAUUCAGCUCGCCUGUGUCCUCUUUGGCCUGCUAUUCUGCAUUCCAUUUGUUUGGACUCAUCCAGCUGUUGACCACGAGGCUAUGAGCCAAGUGGACUGGUUGGGCACCAUUCCACUGUCUUCUGUUGGUAGCUACGUCGAUAUUUAUUUGCUCAUCAUCCUUGGUGGCAUCCCUUGGCAAGUGUACUUUCAGCGGGUGUUAGCAUGUCGUUCUCCUCAACAGGCGCAGUACCUGUCCUACAUUGCAGCCUUUGGCUGCCUUAUCCUGGCCGUCCCACCGGCCAUUCUGGGUUCCGUUGCUCGUGUUACUGAUUGGAAAAACGGGACGGAGUAUGGCCAAGACAUCACGACACCCGAAGAAAUCAAAUCGAUUCUACCGUUGAUUCUUCAAUACCUGACGCCAAAGUGGGUAUCGUUUAUCGGUCUCGGCGCCGUGUCGGCAGCCAUUAUGUCGUCAGCAGAUUCGACCGUGUUGUCCACUAGCUCCAUGUUUGUUCAUAACAUCUACAAAACUGUAUUUUUUCCCAAAUCUUCCGAGCAUCAUUUAGUCCACGUUAUGUGGGUUUCAAUCGUCGUAUCAGCAGGUCUUGGCACUGUAAUGGCUAUUACAGUCAACACUAUCUAUGGGCUGACAUAUCUGUGCGCCGAUGUGGUCUACGUGGUUCUAUUCCCUCAACUCCUCCUUGUCAUUUACGCAGGAGACUAUACCAACACUUACGGAUGCAUAACUGCUUUCGUAACAGGCUUUACCCUCAGGGUUUUAAGCGGCGAGCAACUUCUAAAUCUUCCAGCAGUCUUAAAAUUUCCAUUCUACGACGAAGAAACUCUGGAACAACGAUUUCCUUUCCGCACGUUUUUAAUGCUUGCAUCAAUUGUGCUGCAGUUGAUUGUGUCAGCUGUCGCCAAAAAUGUCUUCGUUCAGGGCUAUUUGUCUCCAAAGUAUGAUGUCUUCAAGUGCUUUGAUAGCAAUAGUUCAAUCAUCGUUGCGAUUGACAGUAAAUUAAAUUCGGGUGAUGCUAAGGAUAUUGAUGAGGAGACGUUCUUUUUGAACGAUUCCCAACCCAUUCCUCUACGCCAAAGCUCAAAAUGAUCAUGUGAUGGCAUAUGUAAUUACACAUCAAAUUUUUAAUGCAAUAUGACGCCAAUUGGGCAAUCCAGAGCUUAAUUUGUUUCUAUGUGUUUAAUAUACGGAAACGUUAAGAAAUGA
Messenger RNA from Daphnia magna, 2283 nucleotides. RefSeq names its product high-affinity choline transporter 1. NCBI's taxonomy places the organism in Eukaryota, Metazoa, Arthropoda, Branchiopoda, Diplostraca, Daphniidae. Gene Ontology annotation, molecular function: choline:sodium symporter activity. Gene Ontology annotation, biological process: acetylcholine biosynthetic process; transmembrane transport; choline transport. The coding region runs from base 484 to 2166 and encodes 560 amino acids. The transcript is spliced from 13 exons. Gene Ontology annotation, cellular component: plasma membrane. The record is from RefSeq and is a predicted model, not a curated record.